CUCCUUCCCUCUCUCCUUCUAUUCUACCACGGACUCUUCGUAGUUGCCCCCUCCUCCCGCCCGCCAUGGCGUCCGCAUCAGUCGACGGCGCCCCCGUCUCCCAACAGGCCCAAGCGAAAGUGAACGGCAUCGUCCAACGAGACGCCGCCAAGGGGCGCGUGCCCAUCCACACCUUCGACCCCAAUUCCAGUCCCGAGUCCAAAGGUGCCGCCGCCGGCAAAGGAGAGGAUAAGCUUGGCCUCGAGAAUGCCGACGUGCAGACAGGCGCGAAAGAGCUUGCUGUGGACACGGGCACCGCGAACGCAAGUGUCCUCCCGACCAUCACUGUCGAAGACGUUGACCGGAGUCGAGCCGUCAACGGAAACGGAGUAGUCGCCAACGGUAACGGAGUCGCCGGACAGAAGGCAAACGGGGUUGCCUCACCAACAUCCCCGGCCUGGCCAGCAUCGCCCACUGAACCCGCUGACCCCGAAGCCCCUGGAGCAAUGCCAAACGGGCCUGCACCUGAGAUACCCGACUGGUACAAGCUCGGGUGGCGGGACGUUUCUGGAAUCGACAAGGCGCCCGCAGCGGCAGGAGACGAGGCCGACAAGGAAGUCUUGACCCUAUUCUUGAAGGAGCAAUUCUAUGGCGAGUGGUAUCACAAUGCAGCACUUAUCGUCGCAACCGUCAUCGUGACCCAUUUUCUAACUCGGUUCCACUUCGGCUGGGGUUGGCUUUUCAUCGUCCUCGCCUUCUGCAACACAUACUAUGCAACUUCCAUGAAGCGCGUCCGGGCGCGUGCCCGCGAUGAUAUCCAACGCGAGCUCGUCAAAACCCGUUUCAGCACUGAUACCGGAAUCGAGUCUGCGGAGUGGAUCAACAACUUCCUCGACCGCUUCUGGCUCAUCUAUGAACCCGUUCUUUCUCGCACUGUCGUCGCCUCCGUCGACCAAAUUCUAUCCACGAACUGCCCUCCUUUCCUGGAUUCGCUUCGCCUGAGCACCUUCACGCUCGGUACCAAAGCGCCCCGCAUCGACCGCGUGAAGACCUACGGACGCACCGAGGACGAUGUUGUAGUCAUGGAAUGGUGGUUCUCUUUCACGCCAAACGACACCUCUGAGUUGACGGAGAAGCAGAAGCUUAACCGAGUCAACCCAAAGAUCAUCCUCAGCGUGCGCGUCGGCAAGGGCCUCGCGAGCGCAGCGAUGCCCAUCCUCCUCGAGGACAUGUCCUUCACCGGACACCUCAAGAUCCGCCUGAAGUUGAUGACCAACUUCCCCCAUGUGCAACUGGUGGACUUGUCGUUCAUGGAGAAGCCCGUGUUUGACUACUCCCUGAAGCCCCUCGGCGGAGAGACCUUUGGUUUCGACAUCGGAAAUGUCCCCGGUCUUUCUGCUUUCAUUCGCGAUACCGUCCACGGCGUCUUGGGCCCGAUGAUGUACGACCCGAAUGUCUUCACCCUGAACCUGGAGCAAAUGCUGUCCGGGGAGCCUAUCGAUACCGCUAUCGGUGUGUUGCAAAUCACCAUCCAGGGCGCCCGGGACCUCAAGAGCUCAAAGCUCGGCGGCAGUCGCCCUGACCCCUACGUCAGCCUCAGCAUCAAUGAGCGCGUCGAGCUCGCGAAGACCAAGUUCAAGCAUAACACGGCGAACCCCACGUGGAUGGAGACGAAGUUCCUCCUUGUGAACUCGCUCACAGAAAACCUCGUGCUCAAGCUGUGGGAUUACAAUGACCACCGCGCCAACACGGAUCUUGGGUUCGCGACGUUCGACCUCAGCAAGCUCGAGCAGGAUGCGACGCAGGAGAAUAUCGAAGUGCCCAUCUUGAAGGAUGGCAAGGAGCGCGGAACUCUGCGCUUCGAUGUCAACUUCUACCCCGUUCUCAAGCCGGAGGUUGAUGCUGGAGGGAAGGAGAUGCUUCCCGACUCGAAGGUCGGCAUUGUGCGCCUCACCGUGCACCAGGCGAAGGACCUCGAUUCGACGAAGUCGCUGUCGGGCGACCUGAACCCCUUCGUGAAGCUGUUCACGGGCUCGAGCAAGCAGGCGUUCCACGCGACGCGCAAGCUCAAGCACACGAACAACCCCGUCUGGGAGGACAGUACCGAGUUCCUGUGCACGGACCGCGCGUCGAGUGUGCUGGUCGCGAAGGUCAUCGACGACCGCGACUUCCUCAAGGACCCCGUUGUGGGUUACAUGAGCGUGCGCCUCGCGGACCUGCUCAAUGCGAAGGCGACCGGGAAGGACUGGUGGCGACUCAGCGGCGCGCGCUCGGGCAAGUUGAGGAUCACCGCGGACUGGAAGCCCCUGAACAUGGCAGGCAGUCUGCAUGGCGCCGACCAGUACGUGCCGCCAAUCGGCGUGGUGCGGCUGUGGCUGCAGCGCGCGACGGAAGUGAAGAACGUAGAAGCGACGUUGGGAGGCAAGAGCGAUCCGUACGUCCGCGUGCAGAUCAACAACGUUACGCAAGGACGCACGGAAGUUGUCAACAACAACUUGAACCCGGAAUGGGACCAAAUCAUAUACAUUCCUGUGCAUUCCCUGAAAGAAACGAUGUUGCUCGAGGCGAUGGACUACCAGCACCUCACAAAGGACCGCUCGCUCGGGUACACGGAGCUGAAGGUGUCCGACCUCGCGAAGGCGAACGCGGCGGAGACGGGCGAGUUCCUGUACGAGUCCACCGGCAAGCGCGAGGCGCAGGAGCCGCUCAAGGUCGGCAACGGCGCGUUCAAGGGCCAGCUGCACUAUGUCGCGGAGUUCGUGCCCGCGUACGCCGUGCGCGGCAUCGGAUUCGACGCGCGUCCGAGCGAGCUCGAGCAGGCGGCGGAGCACGAUCAUGCGGCGGCUGCGUCCGAUGACGACGAGGGCGAGACUGUGCACGAUACGGACUCGGAGGAGGACGCGGCAGUACCCGAGGGCAUCACUGCUGCGAGCCCGGUCGACGAGAACGACCAGGGCCCGGCGGAGGGCGACAAGAGCCAUCGGAGGGUCACGUCGACGGACACGACGUUCAGCGCGACGUCGGCCAAGUCCCCGAUCGAUGCCAAUGGCGUCAACGGCGUCGAUCACGAGAAGCGCCCGGAGGAGCAGGGCAUCGAGAUGAGCAAGGAGGAGCUCCUGAAGCACCAGGCGGGUGUCAUCAUCUUCAACGUGCUCUCCGGCCGGCUGCACAAGAAGGCGCGGCUGGAGGUGCUGCUCGACGACGCGUACUGGCCCGCGUUCAGCACGAUCCGCCCGCGCAGCACGAACGCGCAGUGGGAGUACAUCGGCGAGGGCGUCGUGAAGGAGCUCGACUUCAGCCGCGUGUGGCUGCGCCUGAACGAGGCGGACGAGGGCGACAAGGACGAUGUCGUUGCUGAAUGGAAGGGCGACGCGAAGGCGUUCUUGGAGCGCACCUUGGACGGCCCGGCUGACUUCACGCUCGUGGACCCCAAUGAUGAGGACAGGAAGUCCAUCAUCAAGCUCGAGACUCGCUACCUGCCCGUUCCGAUCAAGCUGGAGCCUAGGGAGAGCGUUAACAACCAGGGUAUCCUGCGGGUUGACCUGCUUGACGGCCACAGCAUCCACGCGGCGGACCGUGGAGGCAAGUCCGACCCCUUCGUCGUCUUCUUCCUCAACGGACAGAGGGUGCACAAGUCACAGACCAAGAAGAAGACGCUCGCGCCAGAAUGGAACGAGAACUUCGUGGUGCAAGUGCCUUCCCGCGCAGCCGCGGACUUCCAGCUCGAAGUGUUCGACUGGAACCAGAUCGAGCAGGCGAAGAGCCUCGGCUCCGCCAGGAUCGACCUCUCGAACGUCGAGCCCUUCACCGCCGUCGAGCGCUCACUCUCCCUGUCGCACGACAAGCACGGCGACAAGGGCGAAGUCCGAAUUCGGCUGCUGUUCACGCCCGAGAUCAUCGUGAAGUCCCGCAAGAACACGUCGACGUUCAGCACCGCGGGCCGCGCGAUGACGCAGAUCGGCCACCUGCCCGUCGGCGCAGGCAAGGGCGUGCUGCACGGCGUCACGGGCGUCUUCAAGCGCCGUGGCGAUAGCUCCGGGUCGGACUCGGACUCAGAUCGUCCGGAGCUUCCCGCGGGUGUGGUAUCGAAGCAGGUCGACUAUGCGGCGGAGGGCACGUCGCCUCCGGCAUUCCCGUCUGUGAACGAAGGCGGCGCGCAUAACCAAACCCCCGGUACGCUUCGCGUGGUCGUGAAAGACGCGAAAGACUUGUCGACGUCCGACAUCAAGCCGUACGUCCUCGUGCGGGUUGGUGACAAGGAGCACAAGACGAAGCACUCGGGCAAGACGGCGACGCCUGAAUGGAACGAGUCAUUUGCGUUCGCUGCUGCGCCCGCCACACAGCCGAAGAUGUUCGUGUGGGUAUACGACCACAAAACGCUCGGGAAGGACAAGCUGCUCGGCUCCGCGGACAUCGAUAUCUGGCAACACCUGCAACCAGGAGAGGCCGUCCCGUCGAAGGACCUGACUAUCGAGCUCCGCGAGGGCCAGGGUCUGCUGCAGCUCCGGCUCGAGUACGACCCCGAUACCCCGCUGUCCAACAAGGGCUCGCGCUCGUCCCUGCACUCGAUAUCCGGCGGCGAACGUGCACCGCCCAUCUCCCCCUCGCGAUUCUCCCUCAGCCGGCGGAGUAGGCAGGCGGACCGCGACGACUGAGUAACCCCCACCCUCCCCCACCACCCAACCUUAACUCGGACUUUACUGUCACUGAACCCUGAACCGCACACAACCUUUACGAUACUAUGAUAAUGAUUGCCCGGGCCCACGGACCGAUAUAAUCAUUGCUCUCUUUAGCACGCUUCUUGAUGUACGAUUUACGCACGACCAGCUAUCCCACUCUUGUAUAUCCAUUCAACGCUCA
Trametes versicolor FP-101664 SS1 is the source of this 4839-nucleotide messenger RNA. Its product is annotated as tricalbin. Gene Ontology annotation, molecular function: lipid binding. The record is from RefSeq and is a predicted model, not a curated record. The transcript has 19 exons. NCBI's taxonomy places the organism in Eukaryota, Fungi, Basidiomycota, Agaricomycetes, Polyporales, Polyporaceae. The coding region runs from base 66 to 4634 and encodes 1522 amino acids.